Messenger RNA from Cannabis sativa, 765 nucleotides. RefSeq lists its product as uncharacterized. Bases 1 to 765 code for a protein of 254 amino acids. The record is from RefSeq and is a predicted model, not a curated record. Lineage: Eukaryota; Viridiplantae; Streptophyta; Magnoliopsida; Rosales; Cannabaceae. The transcript is spliced from 4 exons.
AUGAAAACCAGCAGAGAUAUUCCAGAUAACUCUGAUUUCUGGCGGCUCUUAUGGCAGUUACAGCUCCCUCCAAAAGUUCUCAACUUUCUGUGGAGAGCUUCUACCAACAGUCUUCCAACUCGGUUUCAUCUUUCCACAAAACAUAUUCCAAUUGCUGCAACAUGUCCAUUUUGUCUUGUUGCUCCUGAGACGACUCUGCAUGUUCUGGCUCUUGAGGCUGGUAUGAUUUGUUGGUCAGUUUGGACUCGUCAUAAUGAUUUGGUUUGGAACUCCAAACACCCUGAUGCGAGUGAGGUUGUGACUAUGGAAAAAUUAAAUUAUGUUGAAUGGUUUAAUGCUCAAAAACAUAAUGUCACGGAUGCAAGUUUAAACUGGCCGACUGCACUACCCGUAGAGCAAUGGACAACACCUGAUUUCCCUUUUGUCAAAGUUAAUGUCGAUGGUGCACUAUUCUCUAUCCAAGGGCGAUAUGGCCUGGGUUUGAUUGUAAGGUCUGCUGCGGGAAUGGUCUUGGAGGCCAGAAUUUUAUCUAGAGAAGGCUCUUUGCAACCUCAUAUUGUUGAAGCCAUUGGUAUAAAGGAAGCUCUUUCUUGGAGUAAAGCGAAUGGAUGGACUCUGGUUGCUGAUUUUGAUGUUGUUUCUUUUACUUUUGCUAAGCGGUCUGCUAAUAAGGUUGCGCAUGCCUUGGCGCGAUCUUCUUUUUCUGAGACUGACCGCUUUAAUGUGAAGGAGGAUAAUGAGUUGAUGCCAGAUUACGAAAAUUAG